Molecule: messenger RNA, 618 nt
Organism: Penicillium cataractarum
Lineage: Eukaryota; Fungi; Ascomycota; Eurotiomycetes; Eurotiales; Aspergillaceae
Exons: 2
Coding region: 1-618 (205 amino acids)
Biological process (GO): proton transmembrane transport
Cellular component (GO): plasma membrane
Molecular function (GO): voltage-gated proton channel activity
Source: RefSeq, a predicted model, not a curated record
AUGCGCCCAUUUUUCGAAGAGCAUAACACCCUCCGACCACUCUUAUCUCUAUCUGAGGAAGAGCCCCUCAUUGUGAGAUGGAGGAGAUCCGCCCGUGACUUCCUAAGCUCCCGAUGGGGUCAUUACCUCGUUCUUCUGUUGGUUACUAUAGAUGUCUGUUGUAGCUUUGCAGAGUUUCUCAUCCAGUUGCACCUCUGCGAGUUGAAGCAAAAUGGUUACGCCGUAGGCCAUGAAUGGGCCGUCAUCGAGGAGACCUUGGGUAUCACAGGCCUGGUAAUUUCGUGCCUAUUCAUGGUUGAAUUGAUCGUGGCAGCUCUGAGCUUCGGAACGGGGUACUUUUCAAACUGGUUCCACGUCUUCGAUUCUACGGUCAUUCUUGUCGCCUUUAUCAUUCAAGUCUCACUUCGGGGAGUAGAGGAAGAAUUGGGCUCGCUUGUCAUCGUUUUGCGUCUGUGGCGGGUGUUCCAAAUCAUCGAGGAGCUGAAGUCUGCCAGUGAAGACACUAUGGAGCAAUACGAGGAGGAGAUAGAGAGGCUUCGGCAAGAAAAUGCCAGUCUUCGCCAGAGAUUGAAUCUAACCCAAGGAGGAAACGAAGAUCUAGAAGGAGAUUUUGCCUAA